GACUGGCGCAUGAGACAUGUUCCAAAAACACAUCACGUGUAUUUGAACCUCUUGACAUCCUUGAAUCACGACAAGGCUUGACUAUUCCCCUUCCCCUGUACGCAAAAGCAUGUGUUUGCCCAUCUGAAAUGCUCACCCAUUACAAAUCCACCCUCCUGGGCAUUCUACAAACUUCCGCCUGACAAAUACAAGCUUCGAGAGAUGUCUAUAAAGAGAUGCAGUUCAGACCCUCCGUGAACUCAUCAAUUGCAGCUCUUCUUUACAUUGACAAGAUAAACCAAUGCCUGCAUUCACAAAGUUCGUCGUCGCUGGUGGUACCGGCAAGAUUGGCCGUCAAAUCUCCCUCGCCCUCCUCGAACGGGGCUUUCAGGUGACAGUCUUGAGUCGGAAGGAGACGGAUGCCGAACUCACACAGAAGGGAGCCAAGCUGGCAAUUGCUGAUUACAGCUCAGACAGUCAAUUGACCGAUCUGUUGCGAGGUUCUCAAGUCGUCAUCAAUACACUCGGUAUGGAGAGUUUCGCGGCAGACCUCCAAACAACCCUUGCAAAAGCCGCAAAAGCUGCUGGCGUGCAGCUCUUCGUGUCGAAUGACUUUGGCGUCGACUACGACAUCAUCCAAGCACACGACCAGCUCGAUCUCCAUGCAUUCGUGCAGGGGAAAGCUGAUUUUGCUCAAACCCUCAAGGAAAUUGGUCUUGACUCGCUGCAAUUCUACACGGGCUUUUUCGAUUCUGCACUUGCAUGGCUCUUCCAAGCCGACACGGAAAAGAGGACGGCUCGCAUUCCUGGCACAGGUGAUCGACCUUUUGCCAUCACGACUGAGCAUGAAGUCGGCCAAUUCGUUGCAACCGCCUUCCAAAACCUCAAGGAAGAAGAAUUACGCAACACAACGCUACGUUUCGCAUCCACCGUCCUCUCCCCGAAUGAGCUGUUCAAACAGGUUGGCGACUACAAGAUUGAAUACGCCCCCGUCGAGGACAGUGAACGGGCAGCAAAGGACCUUUCCCUGGGUCUUGAAAGCUUUGCGGGUUGGCUUCGUCUUGUCAUUAUGCAUGGUGCCAUGUCGUGGGAGGGCACCAAUGAUUCCGAAAGGAUCGGCUACAAGCCCACAGACGACGUCUUUGCAAACCUCAGAUAGGUCCACACAGCUGCAUAACGACUAUUCAAUGAUUCAUUCCAUGCUCCUGCCUAUACACAAUGUUAUAUAGUUCAACGCUUCGCAUCCAGCAU
Protomyces lactucae-debilis is the source of this 1230-nucleotide messenger RNA. RefSeq lists its product as uncharacterized. Bases 281 to 1138 code for a protein of 285 amino acids. The transcript has a single exon. Lineage: Eukaryota; Fungi; Ascomycota; Taphrinomycetes; Taphrinales; Protomycetaceae. The record is from RefSeq and is a predicted model, not a curated record.